UCCCCCAAUUCCCUCUAACUUUCUUGUUGAUUUUUUUAUCCAUCUCUGUUUUUCAAAUUCUAUACACACUCUUACUCCUCCAGUUUUCCUUUCUUUCUACUAAUAUCAAAUUUCAAACCUUCUCUCUUUCAAAAUUCUGCCUCACAAAACUUAUUUUCACUAUGAAAAUCCCCAAAGACAGAGUUAGAUUCAAUGUGGGAGGCAGAGUCUUUGAAACAGCCUCAACAACGUUAGCCAAUGCAGGCAGAAACUCCUUUUUUGGUGCAUUAUUCAAUGAAAACUGGACCUUAAAACAACCAAAUAAUGACUCGUUUUCCCAUUGUGAAUUCUUCAUUGAUAGAAACCCUGAUUGUUUCUCUGUUCUCCUUGAUCUCCUUCGCACAGGCGACCUCAAUAUCCCUCCAAACAUCCCUGAAAGACAACUCUACAGAGAGGCCUCCUUUUAUGGUUUAUUAGACCAUGUAAGAUCAGCUAAAUGGGGCCAAUUUGAUGGCAACAGGCUCCGCCAUUCGCGGUCUGUUACAGGACAGGCACCGGGGGAUGGGACCGCGAUUCGUGCUGGUCCUGAUGGUGGCUGCUGUGUGGCUCAUGGUAGUGUUGUUCAUGUUUAUGAUUGGAUUAUGGAGGAGUACCCUCCACUGAAUCUUGAUUAUCAAAGAGUCAAUGAUGUUGGUUGGGUAGAUGGCGAGAGCAUAAUUAUUAGUGCUUGUGAGAAAUUAGGCCGCGGGGACGGAGGGAUGGGGUUGUUUAGUAAGAGUACAGGAGAAUUGAGGUAUAAGUUUCAGGUUUGCCAUGAGAAUCAAGUGAAGAGUUUCACAGCUGGGGCUUUAAGUACUAGUUCUGAUUAUAAGAUAUUUAGUAGUUGUAAAGGGAGGAGUAAUGAGUAUGGGAUUGGGGUUUGGGAUCAAGUUACUGGAAAACAGAUUGAUUUCUUUUACGAGAGUCCAGGAUGGUCAUUAGGUGAUGCUGAUAAGUUGCAAUGGUUGAAUGGGAGCAAUUGUUUGUUGGUGGCUACUUUGUUUCCUAGAAAAGAUAACUGCUACAUUAGUAUGUUGGACUUUAGGGAUAAGAGGAUGGUAUGGUCUUGGUCUGAUUUUGGCGCUCCUAUAACUGUGGACGAGAAGCGAGUGCGAGAUGCUAUAGCUAUGGAGGAUAAUAAUGCUAUUUGUGUGGUGAAUGAAUAUGAGGAUUUGGGGUUUAUGGAUUUGAGAAUGAAUGGAGGGAGUGUGAGGUGGAGCUCAAGAAGUCGGAUGAUGAAAGGGAAACUGUCUGAUGAGCCUUGCUAUCCCAAACUGGCUUUACACGAGGGGCAGUUGUUUUCAUCUAUGGAUGACUGCAUUUCUGUGUUCUGUGGUCCUGAUUGGGUUUUGACAUCUAGGCUUCGCCAGAGUUAUGGAGGUUCAAUCUGUGACUUUUCAAUUGGUGGGGAUCGGCUCUUUGCACUUCACAGUGAGGAAAAUGUAUUUGAUGUAUGGGAGACUCCACCUCCACCAAUUUCAUGAUCCAGGAUAUGGAAUGUGCAUUUUAUCAUUUAGGCGGUCGACUUCCACAGCUAAUUGUUCUUGUCUUUCAUUUUUGAACUGCCCCAAGGAGGUCCUUUUAUAUUCUUCUUUUCGUUUUGACCCUCUUCCUCUUCUGUUCUUUUGACCCCUUCACAAAGUUCACAACUGCUUGUUUCCUUCCUCUUUAGUUGUAGUGUUUCUCAUUGGUCUCUUGAGAUCUCAUGGAUUGCAGAUCAUACAGUGUCUGUGUAUGUGCAUAGAGGGAUAGGCAUAGAUGCUCUUUGCAUGUGAGCAGUUGCAACAACUGAAUGUCUCAGUAGAUUUGCCAUCACUUUGCAAAAGUUCAGCUAUUGCCUAUUGCUUUAUAUCAGGUGGAGCAUGAUCAGUUGCUCUUUGGUUAUUAUAAUAUAAUAACAUCAUGUAAUACUAAUCCAGGAAUAAUUUGUUCUCUCUUUCUGCUAGAAUAAGUUUCUAACUUCUAUGGAAGGAACAAAUCCCUAGUAUAGAAGCCCACCCACGAAUGGAAAUUGGAUCCUCAUUCGGUUUUAUAUGCUUCUGUCAGAGCUUUUUCCAUGUGAGCAGGUCAAACUGCACACUAUGCUUUUUAUGUAUAAAGUUGAUGAACCUUGGCUUUGGUGCA
Populus nigra (black poplar) is the source of this 2142-nucleotide messenger RNA. RefSeq names its product BTB/POZ domain-containing protein At2g24240. Gene Ontology annotation, biological process: protein homooligomerization. Gene Ontology annotation, molecular function: protein binding. NCBI's taxonomy places the organism in Eukaryota, Viridiplantae, Streptophyta, Magnoliopsida, Malpighiales, Salicaceae. The record is from RefSeq and is a predicted model, not a curated record. The transcript has 2 exons. The coding region runs from base 162 to 1502 and encodes 446 amino acids.